This is a messenger RNA of Dreissena polymorpha, 9597 nucleotides long. Its product is annotated as disheveled-associated activator of morphogenesis 1-like. Gene Ontology annotation, molecular function: actin binding; small GTPase binding. The record is from RefSeq and is a predicted model, not a curated record. Gene Ontology annotation, biological process: actin cytoskeleton organization. The coding region runs from base 552 to 3758 and encodes 1068 amino acids. The transcript has 29 exons. Lineage: Eukaryota; Metazoa; Mollusca; Bivalvia; Myida; Dreissenidae.
GUUAGUGGGAACGUAGUAAUUAGUUGAGUAAGUAGAAACAAUUUUGAUGUUAAAUGUGUAACUUAAUGGAAUUGUGCGUGAUGAUUUAAACAUCUGUUAGGAUUUGCCUAUUUAACAGUGAAAUAAAUCCACCGGUACAUUAUAUGAAACUGUGAUAUGAGGAAGUAAAUUGUGAAAAUAAAAGCUUUGAAUUGGUAUAUUCCUUCUGAUAAGGUGUAUUUAAGGAAUUUGUAUACCGGUAAAUCUCAAAUACUUUUGUCAAUAUACUGAUAUUUGAUAUGAUUGUCUGUGGACAGAAACUUUGGAUAUUUAUAUACAAUAUAUUUCUGCAUGUUCAAGUAGAUUUCAAAGAGUUGUUCAGUGAAUAACAGACUGAAUAAUUGUGUCAUGACCAUGUAAAGGACAGCAGAAAACAUUGUCAGUUUGAGUGGGAAUAACUGAAAUAUGGCAGCAUGAUCUGGAUUAUGCUCCAGUGCAUUUUGAUAUGAGCUAAAACCCAAGUCCACUGACCUUUAAUCACGUAGAAGUUCUUCAUAUAUAAGCCCACCAGGAUGCCUGCGCGGAAGGGUGGCUGGUGUUGUCUUGGGGGUCGACCGCCGGACAUCAAGUACGAGAUUGAGACAGGCACCGCCAUGAAAACCCUGGCCCUUGACAUCCCCAUGCCUCAGGAUGAAAAUGAGUUGAACAAAAUGUUUGCUGAAUUAGUGGAGGAGCUGGACCUUGACAAGCCCCAUCGUGAGGCCCUGUUCAGUAUGGACCCGCAGAAGAAGUGGCAGCUCUACUGUAGCAAGAAACAGGGGAUGAACGAUACCAACAGUCCAGGUUUCUACAUUGAGAGGAUAAAUGCCAUGGCCAGUAUUAUCAGUUAUGAUGAGGAGGAGCUUCAACAAAGGGAGAAAACUGUGGAGAAUCUUAAAACAGCUCUGAGAACUCAGCCAGUGAGUUUUGUGGUGCGGUUUCUGGAACUUGAAGGCCUGGCCUGCCUGGAGAAGUUUCUCACCCUGAUGGACUACAGUGUGGCUGAGAGUAGUGUGCAUACCUCCAUCAUUGGCUGCUUCAAGGCCCUGAUGAACAGCUCGCAAGGGCGCAGUCAUGUGCUGGCACAUCCCAACAGCAUCAAUGUGAUAGCCCAGAGUCUGCAUGUAGAGAAUGUCAAGACGAAGAUAGCGGUGCUCGAGAUACUCGGGGCAAUGUGCGUUGUUCCAGGCGGGCAUCGCAAAGUACUGGAGGCCAUGUUACACUAUCAGAAGUACGCAUGUGAACGUGUGCGAUUCCAGCGUCUGAUCAACGACUUAGAUCGCAGCACGGGGGUGUACCGGGAGGAAGUGAAUCUGAAAACAGCCAUCAUGUCUUUCAUCAACGCUGUGAUCCGAUGUGGACCAGGAAAGGAUUAUUUAGAAUUUCGACUGCAUAUACGCUAUGAGUUCUUGAUGUUAGGAAUCCAGCCUGUCAUAGAGAAACUAAAACGCCAUGAUAACGCUACACUCACAAGACAUUUAGAUUACUUUGAAAUGACAAGAAAUGAAGAUGAAAAAGUACUGGCAAAAAAGUUUGAAGGUGCUCACAUAGAAACUAAAAGUGCCAGCAGCAUGUUUGAGCUGUUGCGCAAGAAGUUGUUCAUGUCGCCAGCCUAUGCCCAUCUGCUGUCUCUGCUGCAACACCUACUGCUCAUUCCAUACGCCAAUACUGAGUUCACGACUGGCAUGUGGUUGCUGAUAGACAAGAUCAUACAGCAGGUCGUGCUACAGAAGAACAACCAGGACUACGACUAUGAAACAUUAGAGAUCAAUGUGAAGAAAACCAUCCUUAUGCUUACAAAUGAAACAGACAUCAAGUCCUAUCAAGGAAAGCUCAGAGAUGUUGAAAAGGCCAAUGAAGACCUCCAAUCAAAGCUGACAAAGAAAGAACGUGAAGCGGAGGCUCGUAAUCAAGAGAAAGAGGAACUGUUGGACACUGUGAACAAGAUGAAGAGUAAGCUUGAGGAGAGUAAACAGCAGAUAGCUGAACUGGGGAAAUGUGUUGAAGAUCUUAAAUUGCAGCUAGAGGCAGAGAGGGGGGAGCGUGUGAAGCUGCAGCACCUGGUGAAUACGGGCAGUCUCCCGGACGAUGCCAAGAUGGGACUGUCCUCAAUGACGGUCCUUUCUGGGGGCUACCCUGCCAUGAUUACACCUUCCCCACCCUCAGGGAAAAUUCCCCCACCCCCUCCCCCACCUGGCAUGGGUCCACCACCCGCACCAGGAUUUGACACUACUGAUGGUGCUUUAGGUGCCCCUCCCCCGCCUGCUCCCCCACCGGGUAUGUUCGGACUCCCAGGCAGCGCUCAGCGUAAAAACGUGCCCAAGUCAAAACAGCCGCUGAAAUCCUUCAACUGGACCAAGCUCGAUGAUAAUCGUAUCAAGGGUUCCAUAUGGACUGAUAUAGAUGACACAAGUCUCUACCCACUGCUCGAUCUUGAGGACUUUGAGAGGACAUUCUCAGCCUACCAGAAGAAGCAGGACGAAACAGACGAUGCCAAGACACCCGGGAAAUCCCCGCCGAAGAACAAGGAGCUCUCAGUGAUUGACGGCAGACGAGCACAGAACUGCACCAUCCUCCUGUCUAAACUCAAGAUCAGUAACCAGGAAAUCAAGUCUGCCGUUCUGAGUAUGGAUGAACAUGAAGACAUUCCUAAGGACAUGCUUGAACAGUUGUUGAAGUUUGUACCUACAUCAGAAGAGAUGCAAACGAUGGGAGAGCUAGGAGGGGAGGUCGAGAACCUGGCAAGGGCAGACAAGUUCCUCUAUGAGAUGGGCAUGGUGAGCCACUAUGAACAGAGGGUACAAGCUCUGUACUUCAAAAAGAAGUACCCCGACAGAAUGGCCGAUGUGAAACCAAGAAUUGAAGCUGUGUUGGAAGGCUCCAAACAACUUACAAAAAGCCGUCGACUAAAGAAACUUCUAGAAAUUGUGCUUGCCAUGGGAAACUACAUGAAUAGGGGCCAGCGGGGAAAUGCUAGGGGCUUCACAAUCUCAUCCCUAACCAAUCUGGUGGAUACGAAAUCUAGCAUCAACAAACAUGUCACCUUGUUACAUUAUUUAGUGGACGUGGUAGAAAAACGAUUCCCAGAUGUCUUGAAGAUUGGAACCGAUCUCAGUUUUGUAGGGACUGCUUGCAAAGUAAAUUUCUCAGAGCUUGACAAAGAGUUAGGAACGAUACGGACGGGGUUGAAGGACAUUGAGAAGGAGUUGAGCUACUUUGAGGAGCGAGGGUCCACGACCCCAGGGGACAGGUUCCUCUCGGUAAUGAAACAAUUUAUCACCGUGGCAACAUACAGCUUCUCUGAAGUGGAGGAAAACUACGUAGAAAUGAAACAGAAGUUUGAAACCUGUCAGAAGUGUUUUGGUAUUGCCGAGUCUGGCCAACCAGAUGAGUUCUUUGGUGUGUUUGACGCCUUCCUCGUGGCUAUGAAUGACGCUCGAGUAGAGAAUGAGAAAAUACGCAAAAUGAAGGAGGAGGAAGAGAAACGAGCACAUCUUGAAGAGAAGCUGAAGAAAGAGCGUGAACUGAGGUUGACAAAGAAGGCAGGCACUAUGAACGGGCAAGUGAACGGAAGCGAUAAAGAGCCAAGGGAGAAGGAAAAGACACUUAAAAGUGAGUUUGACGACCUUGUCUCGGCUUUGAGAACUGGCGACAUAUUUGGAGAAGAAAUGGCCAAAAUGAAGAGAAACAAGAAGCGAAUCUCCGCACAAGUGAAUACGUCUAGGGAACGAGUGAAUUGAGGAAUUGGCAGGAUAUCCGUAAGUCAAAACACUGCCAAGUGAGUUGAGAGACUGCUUGCCAGGACAACACAUUGACGAUGAGUGAAUUGAACACUGUCUUGGAUUGCUUUCCAGGAUUUCCACAACUCAACAAAUAGAAAUGAGUGAAUUGAACAAGGUAUUGGAAGGAUUUCUGAAAUUCAACACAUUGACGAUGAGUGAAUUGAACAAUGUCUUGGAUUGCUUUCCAGGAUUUCCACAGUCAACAAAUAGACAAUGAGUGAAUUGAACAAGGUCUUGGAAGAAUUUCUUAAAUUUAACACAUUGACGAUGAGUGCAUUGAACAAUGUCUUGGAUUGCUUGCUAGGAUUUCCCCAAGUUAACACAUUCACAGUGAGUGACUUGAACAAGGUCUUGGAAGGAUUUCUGAAAGUCAAUACCUCUUGAGUAUUAGUCUAUUGAAGGAUUUUCUGUGCAAUGGUAGUGUGUAGUUCAUGCAAAAUUGAAACAAUGUUAGUGUUUACAAUCCUGUUUUCAUAUUAUGUUACUGGAUGUGUCAGGAAUUCUUUGGGAGGAAGUACUUGCAAUAAAAUUGUAUUAUCAUGAUCAAAAUGUGGUGUACUCUUGACACAAAGAAAUAUUUUGAGGGGGUGGGAAUAUGUCAAUUAAGCCAAUGCCAACGUCUAUAAUUAAACAAACAAUGUUGAACUUGUUUGUGACAUUUAAAAUGCUGUUUGGCCUGUUUUGAAUUUUAGACAAAUGUAAAACAAAUACAUUAAUGAUUUUCUGCAAUUUGAAUAGAUUUUAGAGUGUAGGUUUUGGAAGGAAGAAGGAAGAACAGUAAUAGAACAUGAAAGGAAAUAUUAAAGACAACUGGCAUAAUGUUAAAUAAUAAUUUUCCUGUCUGCAAAUUUAGCAAGGGUAACAACAUGGGUAAGAACAUGAAUACGAGGUUUUGAAAUUUCUAUUGUUUUAGACCUUCUAUGGCUGAAUGAAUCAUGUCAUUAUAUAAGUUGCAAGUUAUUGUUAUCAAAUUGAGUGCCAAAAAGACAUAUUUCAGGUGUAGAACGUCUUGUUGUCUACCUUGUGUUGCUGCUUCAUUCAAAUCCAUUAGAGAAUAAUUGAGACUUGUCCUGCAAAAUUGGGACUUAAUGCAGGUGUGUAAGGUCACACCAGAUUAGCCUGUGCAGUCUACACAGGCCAAGAGGACAACACUUUCCACCUAAACUAGAUUUGCUCUAAGAUAAGGCUUCCUUUAAAGGAAAAAUACCAUACAGUGGAAAGUGUUGCCCUGAUAAGCCUAUGUGGACUUCACAGGCAUAUCUGAGACAACACUUGAAUUAUUCCCUGUUUUAAAAAAGUGGGACUCAAUUUUAAACAAUGUGUACAAAACUGUGGUACCUGCUGAACAUGUUUAUUUCAGAUAUUACAGUUUCAGACUCAAAAUUUACAAAGUAGAAAUUGAUGAGCAUAUUUUUUUUAGUGAUUGGAUAAUGUUUAACAAAUGUCAUUUGUUUAUGGUUGAUACUGAAAUUAUAGGACAUAAAUACAAUGAUAUUGGUUAAUGUGUAUGCUGUUUUAACAGCAUUUUGAAACAAAUAAGAGCAUGGACCUUGUCCAAUAAAUUUAAAGUGUUGACCAAUAGAGAUUAAUGAGUUUUUUGUAAAUAAACAAUUAUUGAACUCAUUUACCUAAUUAUUAAUGAUGUUAAUUCUAAAUUACUUAUAUAUAGGCUAUACCAUUAGAACAUGUUGAAAGAGUGUGUAAUUUAAUUACAGUAUGCAUAUAAUGAGUACAUUUUUUUACAGAUUCCAUGAGAUUAUUGUUAUCAAAGGUUGUUGUUUGUUUUGUUGCUGUUUAUUCCUGUUUCUCCCAUGCUUUAGGGAAGACUUCAUAGUUAAUGUUUUUCUUUGUGUUUUUGUCCCCUAAUGGUGAAACGGGAGGGGACUUGUGGUUUGCGCUCCGUCUGUCUGUCUGUCAGUCUGUCACACUUUUCUGGAUCCUGUGAUAACUUUAAAAGUUCUUCAUAUUUUUUCAUAAAAAUUGAAACAUGGAUAGAUGGCAAUAUGGACAUUAUGCACGACAUUUCAUUUUGUUCCUACAUCAAGAAUUCUGGUUGCUAUGGCAACAAAUAUAUUUAAAAAAAAUAAAGAUUUUUUUACUGACAAUGGUGGAGUUUCACCGAUAGGGGACAAUAUUGCUCGGCAAUCUCUUGUUUUUUCUAUUAAAAGUAAUUUAUUCUUAGGAGUGCUGCAAAUGUUUGAAGUGUUCAAAAUAUAGCUGUGAGAAUGCAGUACUAUAUUAAUGUAUAUGAUAUAUUUAUAAGCACAUUAUAAGGCAUGUCAUGUUUAGAUAAUUUUAGCACAUUUUUGUCAAUCAAGCUUUUAGCAAUCUGCAUGUGCAAUGAAAAUAUGUCAACUUUAAAAACGUUGGUCCAUUCCAAAAAAACAACAGAUUGUGGUUCUCAAAUUAAACUUAAAUAUGUGAACAUUCCUGGCUUUUGUGUAAUGUGCAAAUUAAUUUAAAAUUCACAUGGAUAAUGUUUAUUAAUUGCAUACAAUGGAAAUACAUGUAUAUGAUAAUUUAAUCAUCAUGUCAUAGUAAAAAUCAUACAUGGUUUGAAAUUAUUGUUUACUAGAAAAUUCAUGCACAUUUUUUUGGAACUGCAAUCUUAAAAGGUUGAAUCUAUACUCAUUUUUUUGACUUACAUUUUUUUUUAAAAUAAAACUUUCAAACAAUAUGUCUUAGUUAUGUUUAUGAAUGAUUCUUUAUAAUUUCAAGCUCUGUCCAAUAUUUGUGCAUGAAUCGGAAAAUUGUUUUCCAUCUUAGCAAAAUUUUCUCCCCAAUUCACCCAUUAUGUUAUUCAUUAUUGUUGUCUUUUCAUUGUUUUGUAUAUAAAAUGUGGUUGAUGCAAACAAUUGUGCAUGGACAAGUUAAGUAAUAUUGAUCAGAUAUUGUAUUUGUUUUGUUGAUUGUUUUGUUGUUUAUAUUGUUUUAAAUUUCCAUGUGCAAUAUGUACAUCUAGAAUGGGUUAUAUUAUUGAAACAGACCAACAAACUCUUGUCUUUGUGUGAUUGUAUAUUAUUUAUUAUGUCUAUAUAUCAUGACUUCAUUAGCAACAUAAUUAUGUAUUAUAAUUGCUGAUCCUCGUAGUAAAAACAGAUAUAUAUUGUAAAGGAAAAGCAGUAAAUAUUAAUAUAUGCCAUUUAUAUGUUUUACUUGAGUGUAUAAAAUCACUAUUUUAUAAAUUUUUGUAUAUCAUACAAUAAAAGCAUGUGUUUAAUUUGACUUUUGUAAUUUUUCAUGAAGUUUAAUAAGUUUUGUUGUAACAAUGGUUGAAAUAUACAUGUUUGUUUUUGUUGUUGAGUGUAUACCUAGUUUAAAUAAUUGGGACAUAAUAUUAUUAUAUAUACUAAUUGUUCCGAUAGAAAGAUUUUUUUAUUGCCGACAUUUACUUAAAUUUAGAAAUUUCAUUCAGAAUGCUUAAUUUUAUAAACAGGCUCUUACUUUAAUAAAAUAUUGAAAUACAAUAUGUAUCCGGAAAGAGAAAAGCACAAAUGUUACAACCUUCUUAAUUGUAUGAUUAUACAAUUUUUACAAUUUAUUUUUUAAUUAUGUUUAUAAAUAUUUUAAGUACCCUUAAAUCACAUUCAAGUGUUAAUAGUAUGUAGUUUCUUAUGUAUGUGUGAUAUUUUAGUAUUUAAAAUGAUUGUAAUAAGCAUUAACAAUAUGAAAAAAAUGACACAAACAAUAUUUUAAAAGUGCAUGUAAAACAAUCUAAACUGAUCAUCUCUCUUUAAAUAAUUUCUUGCGCGAAUAUAUCCCGUUUUCCUAGCUUGUUUUGAAUUAUUGCAAUGUUUUUUUAAAUGAUAAAUAUCAAAUAUAUUUUCUCAACAGCCUUGUGUGUCUGUUAAUAAGUAUCUAUAUAUCACCUGAUAAUUACUACAUUGUCAUCUAUAUAGCAUUUUGUACGUUCAAGGGAAGCUAUCGUUAUAGAUAGUACUCUGUCUGAAAUUAUGUAUAACCUAUUUUAGCCUGUAACAUUUAACUUUUCAGUCUGAGUGCAUGUAAUUGCACCAACCAAUUCUAUGUAACAUGUUUUGACUUAUAAUGUUUUCAUGUAUAUAGAAUAAUAAUAUUAACAUUGGCAUUAACUUCAUUUUGUAAUUGGCAUAAAUAGUAUUAAUUAUUUACUUAUAUAAAUAUGAAAAUCAAAUUCCUUUUUUUCAAAUAUUUAAGAGACAGUUGUUUGUCAAUAAACUAGUUGUCUGCUUACUACCUACACUCAUUGUAAAAUUAUGUAAAACAUUGUCUUUUUAAGACUUGACAUGAACUAUUUUGACGUCCCUCUUUUUCCGAUUCUGAACAUUCCAUGCUAUAUAAUAUUUUGUAGACUUUUCACUGUUUUCCGAUCUGUCUAUGUAAAUAUACGAUUGAGCCAAUAAUUGCAUGUACUUGGCAUCUUUAUGUCUAAAUUUACAAUAAUUUUCCGUUUCAUUUGGUGUAGUGUUUUCUAUUAUGUGAUGUUUGAAGUAUUGCUCGGGUAUCAACUGACCCUCAUGUUAUAUAACUAAGUUUCAGCAAACAUGUCUUAAUGUGGCAUAACAUAAUGUCAAUUAUUACUUUACUUCCAUUUGUCUAAAAACUAACAUCAUGUCACUUACGUAUGUCAUGUGUCAUGCCUACAUUUAAUGGUAAGACUGUCUAAAAACCACACUUACUUUUUAUUCAAUCAUGCUUAUCAUUUGUACUUCCAUGUUAUAUUUAAUAAUCAACUAUGCAUUGAAUGUAUAAUAAUAAAUAAUUAUUUAACAUAGAUAAUAUAUCCUGAUCAUGUAUCUCAGUACUGGCAAGAAUGUAAACAUCUUCAACACAGAUUGUCCUAUUCAGUUCAUAAUCUUUUUACAACUAAUAUAUUGGAGCCUCACUCUGGGAAAACGGGGUUUAAUGCAUGUGCGGUAAGUGUCAUCCCAGAUUAGCCUGUGCAAUCCGCACAGGCUAAUCAGGGACGACACUUUCCUCUUGUAUGACAUUUUUCAUUUAUCCAAUUUAGGCAGAAAGUGUUGUCCCUGAUUUGCCUGUGUGGACUGCACAGGCUAAUCUGGGUUGACACUUUAUGCACAUGCAUUAUGCCCAGUUUUCUCAGAACGCGACUCAUAUAAUGGAGCCUCACUCUGCAAAAACCGGGUUUAAUGCAUGCUGUACAGUCAACACAGGCUGAUCAGGGAUUACACUUUUUCCUUUACUAGAUUUUCUUUAAGAUACUUCCUUAAAAGAAAAAUACUAUAAAAGUGGAAAGUGAGCAGAAAGUGUCAUCCCUGUUUGGCCUGUGAUAUUGCACAGGCUAAUUUUGGACAUUUACCCAUAUCCAUUAAGCCCCUUUUUCCCAGAGCUUGGCUUAUAUAUUUGCUACAAAUGCUUCCUAGAUGGUUUGUUCGACUGAACUGGUAGAAUAUUUUACAAUAUAAACAUUGUACCUAAUUGUGAAGUUAAGCUACUAUUUUACAUGAACAUGUUAAUCUUUUUCCAGCAAUUAGAAUUAGGUGUGUUUUUUUGUUUCGUUUUCGGAAAAAACGCUUGUUGUAUGUAAAUAACAAAGUAUUUGAUGUUUCAAUGGAUCGGAAAUAGUUGCCAAGUUAUGUUGCCUCAAAUUAGGUUAACUUAUUUUAGUUUUACUCAUUGUGUCUUUGUAUAGUCACUACCUGUGCUAUUUAUUCUGUCAGAAAAUUCCUAGCUUAUGAUGUGUUUUCUUACAUAGAAAAUUAUAUGUAUAUACAACUUUGUAAUGUCAAUAGAAUGUCUGUAUAUUGUCAUUUUAGCACAUGCUAUUUAUAAAUUAAUAAAUGCAUAUGCAAUUUUA